Molecule: messenger RNA, 453 nt
Organism: Ctenocephalides felis (cat flea)
Lineage: Eukaryota; Metazoa; Arthropoda; Insecta; Siphonaptera; Pulicidae
Exons: 4
Coding region: 1-453 (150 amino acids)
Biological process (GO): stabilization of membrane potential; potassium ion transmembrane transport
Cellular component (GO): membrane
Molecular function (GO): potassium ion leak channel activity
Source: RefSeq, a predicted model, not a curated record
AUGUCCCGUCGCGCGUUGCCCACUUAUGACUUCGACCCUCCUCCGCCGCCGUCAAAAUGCGCCAAGGUGCUCCACUGUAUCUGGAAGAUCAUUACUUGUGUCUUCUCCCAUGCAUUCCUGGUCACGCUGGUCGUCGCCUACUGCAUACUUGGGGCAUUCACGUUUGAACACCUCGAGGCAGAGAACGAGCGAAAGGUGAAACGUGGCAUAGUUUAUAUAAGAAGCAACAUGACGGAAGUUUUGUGGCAAUUAGUUCGGGAUACCCCGGUACUUGUUCAAGAGAAUUGGACUGAAGUAGUAGUAUCUAGGUUAAGGGUUUUUGAAACGGAAAUUUUAACAGCCAUGAAACAAGAUGGCUGGGAUGGUAAUGAGGAUGAAAAUGCUAUACAAUGGACGUUUGCUGGUGCUUUGUUCUAUUCCAUAAUUGUUAUUACUACUAUUGCACGAAUGUAA